CUCAAUUUAGAUCUCUCACUCCGCUUCCAGGCGCGCCCAUUUCAGACUGUUCAACUCGAGGCAGGGGGGCAGACACCAGGGAGGAGGUGGAAGCCACACCCCGCAGUGCCCGCGAAUUUCCCCAGGAGCCCAGGGCUGUCCGGGCAGACGCUGCAGAGAUGCGGGGCCCACAGCUCCUGACCGCCGCCCACCUCGUCUGCGUGUGGUGCCCCGCGGCGGCAGCCCUCAGCCAGGCACUGGCCUGGCGACCCAAGUUUCUGGUGACAGCUCCAGGAACCGUCAGGCCUGGAGGAAAUGUUACUAUUGGGGUGCAUCUCCUGGAGCACAGCCCCUCACCGGUCACUGUGAAGGCACAGGUGGUCAAGUUGACAGGAAACCGCACCGCCUUUAUUGCAGGAGCAGAAGGAGUCUUUGAAAAAGGCUCUUUCGAGAGACUUACUCUUCCAGCAUUACCUCUGUACAGUACAUAUGGGAUUUAUGAGCUCCGUGUAACUGGACGUGCACAGGAUGAGCUUUUAUUCUCUAAUAGCACACGCUUAUCAUUUGAUGCCAAGAGAAUGACGGUCUUCACUCAAACAGACAAAAUCCUGUACAAGCCAAAGCAAGAAGUGAAGUUUCGUGUUGUUACACUCAGCGCAGAUUUUAAACCUUCCAAAGCCCCUGUAAACAUUCUAAUUAAGGACCCCAAGUCAAAUUUGAUCCAACAGUGGUUGUCAGAAAAAAGUGACUUUGGAGUCGUUUCCAAAACUUUUCAAUUAUCUUCCCAUCCAAUACUUGGUGAAUGGUCCAUUCAAGUUCAAGUGAAUUAAAAUAGAUUCUUUAACAUAUUUACUCUUUUCCCCCCAGUAUUACCGAAGUUCGAAGUCACUCUGCAGACACCAUUAUAUCACUUUCUGAAGUCUAAGAGUUUAAAUGGUGUUGUCACAGCAAAGUAUACCUAUGGGAAGCCUGUGAAAGGAGAUGUAACACUUACAUUUUCACCUUUAUCUUUUUGGGGCAUUAAGAAAAAUAUUACAAAAAAAUUUAAGAUAAAUGGAUCUGCAAACUUCUCUUUUAAUGACGAAGAGAUGAAAAAGUUAAUGAAUUUUUCAGAUCAGCUUUCUGAACACAUGUCUCCAUCAUCCCCUGGGCCGGUAGAAAUUUUAGCCACGGUGACAGAAUCACUUACAGGUAUCUCAAGAAAUGCAAGCUCCAAUGUAUUUUUCAAGCAGCAUGAGUACGCCAUUGAUUUCUUUGAUUAUGCUACUGUCUUGAAGCCAUCUCUCAACUUCACAGUCACUGUGAAGGUAGCACGUUCUGAUGGCAAGCAACUGACCCUUGAAGAAAGAAUGAAUAAUAUAACAGUAAUGGUGAUACAGAGAAACUCUACAGAGUACGGGAGAGGAUGGAAUAGUAGAAAUCAGGAACUAGAAGCUUCCCAGGUCCUAAAUUAUUCUGUCCCCCAGAAUGGAAUCUUAAAGAUUGGAUUCCCAAUCCUGGACAAUUCCACUCAGCUGCAAGUAAAGGCCUUUUUUCUUAAUAGUGUGAAUAGCAUGGCGGCUUAUGAACUCAACUACCAUGUUUUUCAGGUAAUAUCCAGGGGACAGUUAAUGGUUGUGGGCAAGCAAAAUUCAACAACCUUCUCUUUAAUACCAGAAAAUUCUUGGGCUCCAAAAGCCUGUGUCAUGGUGUAUUAUAUUGAAGAUGAUGGGGAAAUUAUAAAUGAUGCUCUAAAAAUUCAUAUUCAGGUUGAUUUUGAAAAUAAGGUAAACCUAUUUUGGAGCAAACCUCAUGCUGAGCCAUCUGAGAACGUCUCUCUGAGGGUCGCUGUGACACAGCCCUACUCGCUAGUGGGGAUGGUAGCUGUUGACAAAAGUGUGUACCUGAUGAACGCCUCAAAUGAUAUUACCAUGGAAAAUGUGGUCCAGGAAUUGGGACUUUAUAACAUGGGAUAUUAUUUAGGCAUGUUCGUGAAUUCUUUUGCAGUCUUUCAGAUUCAAAGUCUUACUCCUGUUGUCAUCCUGGGAGAUUUGGAUGUCCAUGUGGUCAAUCCAUCUAAUGUGUACUGUCCUGUGAUCAGCAUUGUGGAAAUAAUAGUCACCCAAGAUGACAGUCUAUCACUUGAUGUGGAGUACAUGGAGGAAAAUGAUGGAAACUUUGGAGAUUCCUAUGACUUUUCUUCAGUUGAGAAUCCACAUGUCAGAAAACAUUUUCCAGAGACUUGGAUUUGGCUAGACAUCAACAUGGGUUCCAGGAUUUACCAAGAAUUUGAAGUUACUGUACCUGAUUCUAUCACUUCUUGGAUAGCUACUGGUUUUGUGGUCUCUGAGGACUUGGGUUUUGGACUAACAACUACUGCAGCAGAGCUAGAAGUCUUUCAGCCAUUUUUCAUUUCUCCGAAUCUUCCCAACUCUGUGAUCAGAGGUGAAGAAUUUGCUUUGGAAAUAACCAUAUUCAAUUAUUUGAAAGUUGACACUGAGGUUAAGGUGAUCAUUGAGGAAAGUGACAAAUUUGAAAUUCUAAUGUCUUCAAAUGAAGCCAAUGACACAGGGCACAUGCAGAUCAUUCUGGUCCCUAGUGAGGAUGGGAUGACUGUUAUUUUCCCAGUCAGACCAACACAUCUGGGGGAAAUUUAUAUCACAAUCAAAGCUAUUUCAUCUGCUGCUUCUGAUGCUGUCACCCAGAGGAUUUUAGUGAAGGCAGAAGGAAUAGAAAAAUUAUAUUCACAAUCCGUCUUGUUGGACUUGAACAGGAGGCUGAAAACUACACAGAAAGUAUUGAGUUUCUCCUUUCCUCCCAAUGUAGUGAAUGGCAGUGAAAGAGUUCAGAUCACUGUGGUUGGAGAUAUCCUUGGCUCUUCCAUCAGUGGCUUAGCCUCAUUGAUUCAGAUGCCUUAUGGCUGCGGUGAACAGAACAUGAUAAAUUUUGCUCCAAAUAUUUAUGUUUUGGAUUACCUGACUAAAAAGAAACAACUGACAGAGAGUUUAAAAGAAAAAGCCCUUUCAUUUAUGAGACAAGGUUACCAGAGAGAACUUCUCUAUCAGAGGGACGAUGGCUCUUUCAGUGCCUUUGGGAAUGAUGACCCUUCUGGGAGCACUUGGUUGUCAGCCUUUGUUUUACGAUGUUUCCUUGAAGCUGAUCAUUACAUAGAUAUUGAUCAGAAAGUGUUACACAGAAUAUACACAUGGCUCAAAGGACAUCAGAAAUCCAACGGUGAAUUUUGGGAGCCAGGAAGAGUGAUCCACAGUGAGCUUCAAGGUGGCAAUAAAAGUCCAGUAACGCUUACAGCUUACAUUGUGACUUCUCUCCUGAGUUAUAGAAAGUAUCAGCCUCAUCUGGAUGUGAAAAACUCUAUCAAGUUUUUGGAGUCUGAGUUCCUCAGAGGAAUCUCAGACAAUUAUACUCUGGCUCUUACGACGUAUGCGCUGUCCUUCCUGGGGAGCCCGAAAGCCCAGGAAGCUUUGGAUACCCUGAUUCAGCGAGCAAAGCUGGAAGGAGACAUGCUAUUCUGGGUGUCAUCAGCGUCUGGACUUUCUGAGUCCUGGCAGCCCAGAUCCCUGGAUAUUGAAGUCGCAGCCUACGCGCUGCACUCACACUUCCUGCAGAAUCGGGUUUCUGAUGGAAUCGCAAUCAUGAGGUGGCUGAGCAGGCAAAGAAACAGCCUGGGAGGUUUUGUAUCUACCCAGGACACCAUUGUGGCCUUGAAGGCCCUGUCUGAAUUUGCAGUCCUGAUGAACACGGAAGGGGCACAUAUGCAAGUGGCCAUAACGGGGUCUGUGGCACCAAGUCCUGUAAAGUUUCUGAUUGACGCACAGAACUACUUUAUCCUCCAGUCAGCAGAGCUUGCUGUGUCAGUGCCAAUUGAAGUUAAUAUUUCCGCAGAUGGUUAUGGAUUUGCUGUUUGUCAGCUAAAUGUUUUUUAUAAUGUGAAAGAUUCAGAGUCUUCCAAAAACCAAAAAUCAAUCCAAAGUCAAGAAGUCUUUGACUUAGCUGUUGCUGUAAAAGAUAAUGAAGAUGAUAUCAAUCAUUUGAAUUUGAAUGUAUGCACAAGGUUUCUGGGCACAGAAAGGAGUGGCAUGGCCCUCAUGGAAGUGAACCUGCUCAGCGGUUUCAUUGUGCCGUCAGAUGCAAUUCCUCUGAGCGACACAGUGAAGAAAGUGGAGAGCGAUCAGGGGAAACUCAACCUAUACUUGGAUUCUGUAAAUGAAACCCAAUUCUGUGUUGAUAUCCCUGCUGUGAGAAACUUUAAAGUUUCAAAUGCACAAGAUGCUUCUGUGUCCAUAGUGGAUUACUAUGAACCAAGGAGACGAGCGGUGAGAAAUUACAACUCCAAAGUGAAGCUGUCCUCCUGCGACCUCUGUAGCUGCCCCUACGAGAGCGAGAGCAGCGCGCCGGCCGCCCUCCGUCACUCUCCCGUUGUUUUUGUUUUCUGUUUCAUGCUUCUGUUCUCUUUGCAGCGUUGGCUCUGACUUCCUUUCUAAGGGCUCUGUGGAACCCAUUUCCAGAGUCACACGUGAUUGUCUUAUUUUCAUAAUCCAAUGUUGCUUCUGACUAUUUUGAAAAACAAUUUUUUUCCCUUCUUUUUGUGGGGUUGAGGGGGAUGCUGUACCACAGGUCCUAGUAGGUAUGGCUGCAUAGAUUUCUUCACCUGACUUCCGUGUGCAACAAAAUGUCGAAUUCUUGCAGCUGUAUAUCUUUAUUUUUCCCCUCUUUAAAAUAUUUUAGGAUUUUGGAGGAGGUGUUGUCUUCUCCAGAAUAAAUGUGUUAUUUUAGAUCCAUUCUUCUUUUCAUUUUCCAGAGGAAAUGAGGUUCUUCAGACUUGUUAAACACCAGUCUUUCCCUGAGUAUUGAUAACCUAAAAAUAAAAGGCCAACGCUAGAGGCAUCAGCAUUUAUUUGAGAUAAAAAGGAAUCGUUACUCGGAAAGCACUGAUUCAGGCAGAAGCCCAGAUCGUGUUCGGGUUAGGAGACAAAGACGAGGGGGAUUUAUGAGAAAGGGAAGGAAAGCAGUGACAUCCUUAGAAGGAAGAUGCUCCUGUUGCUGCAGAUAAGCUAACCUAGCGACGUUUGAUGCUGAACCAUGUGUUUCAUUUUCAUUCCCGUAGCCCCAUAGGCACAACAGCUGCUUCCUUGCUGUCCUUGCAGACGCAGUGCCGCUGGAGGUUAUUUGGCCCCGUGUUAACCCCCCAAAGGUGUGAGGCAUCAGGCUCGCAAGGCAGCUCCUUUGGGAUGGCA
This is a messenger RNA of Myotis davidii, 5213 nucleotides long. RefSeq names its product CD109 molecule (gene CD109). NCBI's taxonomy places the organism in Eukaryota, Metazoa, Chordata, Mammalia, Chiroptera, Vespertilionidae. The transcript has 31 exons. The record is from RefSeq and is a predicted model, not a curated record. Gene Ontology annotation, molecular function: endopeptidase inhibitor activity. Gene Ontology annotation, cellular component: extracellular region.